Lineus longissimus is the source of this 2190-nucleotide messenger RNA. Its product is annotated as poly(A)-specific ribonuclease PNLDC1-like. The record is from RefSeq and is a predicted model, not a curated record. Gene Ontology annotation, cellular component: endoplasmic reticulum; cytoplasm. Gene Ontology annotation, biological process: nuclear-transcribed mRNA poly(A) tail shortening. NCBI's taxonomy places the organism in Eukaryota, Metazoa, Nemertea, Pilidiophora, Heteronemertea, Lineidae. Bases 68 to 1696 code for a protein of 542 amino acids. Gene Ontology annotation, molecular function: RNA binding; poly(A)-specific ribonuclease activity. The transcript has 19 exons.
UGUCAAAUUUUCAAGAGCCAAUACAUUUGAUGAUUACUAUUUGUUUGUUGCGAUUAAAUCAUUGACAAUGGUUGAUAUAGAUAGAACUAACUUUGAAGAUCAUUUUGAAUCUAUGGUAGAGGCAAUCAGAAAUGCUGAUUUUAUAGCCCUGGAUACAGAAUUUACAGGAUUGAGGUCAUCUGCUGCAAACACACCAAGCCUCUUUGACACUGGAGAGGCUAGAUACAAAAAGGUCAGAAGAAGUGUUCUUCAGAUAGCUCCUUCACAAAUGGGUGUCUCUGUCUUCAUAAAUCAAAAGCAGCAAAAGACCAAGUAUACCUCACACACAUUCAACAUAUACCUCAUUCCCCAGUCGUUUGGACCAGUCGAUCAACGCUUCUUAUGCCAGGCAUCAUCAUUGGAGUUCCUUUGCAAACACAACUUUGAUUUCAACAAAUUUAUCUACACUGGUGUUUCUUACCUCAAUGAUGAGCAGGAAAAGAAGGUGAAAUUCCAUUUGAAGUCAGAUGCAUUUCUUGAAGGAGUUGAUAGAGAUGUUGAUGAAAGAGUACUCCAAAAGUUUUGUUCUGUGGUGGCCGAGUGGCGUGUCCAGGCCAAAGAAGCAGAAACAACACAACUCCAUUUACCAGAAGGUAUAGGUGAAUAUUUCAUCCAGAUUGAAUUGAAGCAACGUUUUCUGGAUCUGUGGCCAGAAGUCGAGAAAGAAGAUGGUCAAACCAUGAUCAAAGUCAAGAAAGUAUCUGCUAAUGAGAGGAAGACACUAGAGGUACAGGAUAGGAUUGAUAGGAUGGAGCAAGAAAAGCAGUGUCUUGAUAAGUUACUUGGUUUUACAAGGAUUUUCAGGGAAAUUGUCAGAAGCAAAAAGCCUGUGUGUGGUCAUAAUAUGCUGAUGGAUCUGAUGAUGUGGUAUGACAAAUUCUACAAACCCCUUCCAGAAAACUACAAGACAUUCAAGUUAGACAUUCAUCGGAUGUUUCCAUAUAUCUUCGACACAAAACACAUGUCAGCCAAAUUGAGAAGGCCCUUCCUCGAGACUGGUCUGCUCGAAGAUACAGGAUUAGCAGCCCUUUUCAAAACACUUGUCAGCCAAAGGACUGCCACCAGAUUCUUGUACUGCCCAUCAAUAGCACAUGCAGACGGGAUGGACAGAUACAAAAAUUUAGAGAAACCGCAUGAAGCUGGUUACGACGCCUUCAUGACUGGGGGUGUGUUCUUACAGUUGUGUCAUAUGUACUGCCAGAUGGACACUAAGGCUGAGGAAAUGACCAAAUUGGCAUUCAGACAGUACCUGCCAAUAGUGACCGAGUUGGCAAACAAUGUCAACAUCAUAAGAGCAUCCACAAAUCAUGCUAACUUCUCUGGUGCUGACCCUCCAACACAAAGGCCAGAAUGCUUGAUCUUCAGAUCGAAAAGAACUAAUUAUAAGUUCAAUACUUCUGAGUUGGCAGGUGUGCUUUCCCAGUAUGGAACUGUUGAUGUACGAUUACAGGGAUCUCAUCAAGCCUUGGUAGCAGUUGGAAAUAUAUGGUGUGCCAAAGACAUCCUAAGAGAAUUUAGCAAACACGAACACAUCAAAGUGUGCAAGUACAAUAUAUGGAAACAUUCUCCUGUGGUUAGAAGAGUUCUUUGGACUGGUGCAAUCGUCUCUGUUGCUGUCUGUCUUUGGGCCGUUCUUUCACCGAGCAAGCAAAAAUGACAGUCCUGACGAAAACAUUUGAAGCUCUGGAUGCAUAGCUUACCAAUUGAUACUAAGCUUACAUUUGUAUAUAUGGUCAAGUGAAAGACUGAAAGGAUGUGAUUGGUGCACAAAGUCUGACCAAAUGAUAUCAGAGACUGACCUGGCUUUGAUAGCGUAAUGUAGGUUUUCAACCUCCACACUGUCUUUCUAGGGUCACAGCAUGAACAAGGCUGCAAAUAUCUGUAUGCCAGUAGGCAAUUUAUUAAGUCCCAUGAGUUCUUAGUGAAUGCUUGAUAGCAAUAUAUAGUCAUGUGCAUCUGCUCUCGACAUGCUUGCAAUGCCAUAAAUAUAUGAUUUUUUAACAUAAAUUUGUCCAUCUUUUCUCUUCUGUUUUGAAAGAUCCUGGUUGGAUACUCCGUACCAGCAAGGGGAAUAGAUUUCAAUUGACAAUAGACCUGCCCGAUCUUUUGUGACUGGCAAAUUGAGGGGUGUGAGGAACUCAUACACCACUC